AUGCUAUCAGAUUCACAUCAAAACAGUAAGUUCACCGCUGAAACCGCGUCGACACUGGUGAAUGAACUGAGAGCAACAUUUGUUUCCGGUGAAACAAUGAGUUACAAAUGGAGAGUAUCACAACUUAAACAACUCUAUAAGAUUGUGGAGCAUCACGAACAAGAAAUCGUAGAUGCUCUUCUCAGCGACAUCGGUAAACCGCCGUUGGAAACGGUUGCUUACGAGAUUGCUAUGUUGAAAAACUCAUGUAAAACUGCAAUCAAGGAAUUGAAGCAUUGGAUGACUCCGGAAAAGGUCCAGACAUCCCUCACUACAUUUCCUGCUUCAGCUGAAAUAGUGUCUGAACCACUUGGAGUUGUGUUGGUCAUCUCUGCAUGGAACUAUCCAUUUUUGCUGUCACUUGAUCCAGUCAUUGGAGCUAUUGCAGCUGGUAAUGCUGUGGUCUUAAAACCGUCAGAAAUUGCUCCAGCCACAUCAGCAUUGCUGGCAAAACUGUUAGGGGAGUACAUGGAUAACUCAUCUAUAAGAGUUGUUGAGGGAGCGGUUGAUGAAACAUCAGCAUUACUGCAACAAAAGUGGGAUAAAAUUUUCUACACAGGUAAUGGAAGAGUGGCACGCAUCGUGAUGGCGGCUGCUGCUAAGCACCUUACACCAGUUGUGCUGGAGCUUGGAGGAAAAUCCCCUGUUGUAGUUGAUUCAAACUCAAAUAUCAACUUACAGGUUACAACUAGAAGGAUAAUUGCUGGAAAAUGGGGUUGCAACAAUGGACAAGCUUGCAUUUCUCCCGAUUAUAUUAUAACCACAAAAGACUAUGCUCCUAAGUUGGUGGAUGCUCUAAAGACUGAAUUGGAAAGUUUUUAUGGAAAGAAUCCAUUGGAAUCAAAAGAUUUGUCACGUAUUGUAAACUCAAACCACUUUGCUCGCUUGACUAAGCUUUUGGAUGAUGAUAAAGUUUCUAGUAAGAUUGUUCAUGGAGGUGAAAAGGAUGAAACCAAAUUGAGAAUUAGCCCGACUCUUCUAUUGGACGUCCCGCGAGAUUCUCUAAUAAUGAGUGAAGAGAUAUUUGGUCCAUUACUUCCCAUCGUCACGGUGGAUAAAAUAGAAGAAAGCUUUGAUGUGAUAAACUCAGGACCAAAGCCUCUUGCUGCAUAUAUAUUUACCAACAAUAAGAAUCUCAAGGAGCAGUUUGUUAAGACGAUUUCUGCUGGUGGUUUGGUCAUCAAUGACACUACUAUACACCUUGCAGUUCAUACUCUACCUUUUGGAGGAGUAGGUGAUAGUGGAGUUGGUGCAUACCAUGGAAAAUUCUCGUUUGAUGCAUUUAGCCACAAAAAAGCAGUUCUUUAUCGCAGUUUUUUCGGUGAUGCUUCUAUAAGGUAUCCACCAUACACCAAAACAAAGUUUAGAUUGAUGAAGGCUCUCAUGACUGGUAGCAUAAUUGGUAUAAUUCGUGCUAUAUUUGGAAAGUCCUAG
Molecule: messenger RNA, 1473 nt
Organism: Vicia faba (fava bean)
Lineage: Eukaryota; Viridiplantae; Streptophyta; Magnoliopsida; Fabales; Fabaceae
Source: the annotation of a GenBank genome assembly